This is a messenger RNA of Adineta ricciae, 2901 nucleotides long. The record is from the annotation of a GenBank genome assembly. Lineage: Eukaryota; Metazoa; Rotifera; Eurotatoria; Adinetida; Adinetidae.
AUGACGGCAACUGUACUUAAACCGGAAGAGCUUCGUGAACAAGGAAAUCAGGCAUUUAAACAAGGAAAAUAUCAAGAAGCUAUCGAUCGAUACACAGAAGCAUUAACUAUUCUACUUGAACUUCCUUUAUCUGAAACAGCGAAAAACGAUCUCACGAAAUGUUACAGCAAUCGUUCGCAAUGUUAUAUCAAUUUAAAUCAAUAUGAAGACGCCAUCGAAGAUGCAACACGAGCGUUGGAAUAUACGCCAGCUGAUCAGAAAUCGUUAUAUCGUCGAGCGAAUGCAUUUGAACGGUCAGGAAAAUUGAAUGAAGCUAUUUCGGAUGCACAACGAUUGAUAUCUAUUGCACCGAAAAAUGGUUCCGGAGAUGAACAAACGAAUCUUCUUCUGAGGAAGUUACGUGAAAAUGCACAGAGCAAACAUACGCAACAAACACAAUUAACAUCUCAAAUCCAACAGAUGUUCAAAGCUGUUCGAUCCAACACGAAUCCAGAAGCAGCGUUGAAUAAUCUCCUUGUUAUCUCACGUGAAGAUGCUGGUGCAGAGGGAAUUCUAAAUUUUGAUCCAGAAUUAAAACUUAUCAUAGAAUUUAUGCAACAAACCGAGCGCAUUAUCCUUCUAGGCACAACACGAGUGUUAGCGUCCUUAGUCAAAAAUUCCUAUAAACGAGCGGAACUUAUUUAUCUGAAACUUGGUCUUCCAUCUAUUGCACGCUGUUUAGCUAUGAGCGAUGCUGAUAUUCCUGCGAGUGCUGCUGUAUUGCUUCAUAAUAUGAUCAUGUCAAUGUGCGAUCUUGAGAAUCGUCGAAAAAUUCGUAAACCUACCAAUGUUCCAUUCAAUUUCGAUCAAUCGGUGAUUGAGUUUAUUAACAAUACAUUUCGAAUGUUGAUUGGCUUAAUUGAUGAUAAAACCUGUUCUGGUAUUGGUCGCGAUUGUUGUCUUGAUCUUGUGGUGAAAUUUGUCGAUCGAGCAAACGGCUGUAACUGGGUUAAUAAAUUUGUUGUUUCCGGUGUUCCAAAAGUUUUACGCGUUGCAUCAACUGUUCCAGAUUUAACAGACAAUGAUAUAAAACCAUAUCCAAUCACGGAACAAACGAAAAUGCAUGUCUCCUGUGUGCUCAGCGUUGUCUAUCAUGAUUUAUGUUCUGAUCAAGAACGUGAAGAAUUCAAUACUGAGUGUAUGGAAUUCAUCAAAGCUUUGCGAGCAAAGGAUGAUGUUCAAUCAAGAGUGCGAACAAUCUCUGUUCUAGCCGUUCUUUUACAAGGUCCUUUUGAUACGGGCAAUACUAUUCUAGGCAGUCAGAAUUUAGUCGAUCUAAUGAUACAAAUGGCUGGUUCUGAUGACGUUGUACAGCAACGUAUUGCUGUGGAAGCGAUUGUUCUAUCAGCAUCGAAGAAAGAUAAAGCAGCAGGUAUUUUAUCGCAAGGCGCUGAUAUUUUGAAGAAUCUUUACCAAUCGGCAAAUGAAGAUAUUCAAGUUCUUGCUCUUGUGGGUCUGUCAAAAAUCGCAUCGAGUAAGGGUACAGACGUCAGUGGGAGCAUCGUAGCAGAAGGAUCUUGUCAAACACUCGGCCGUGCAUGUUGCAAAUUUCUAACAACAAGCGACCGUUUUGAUAUUCGCCGUUGGUCAGCAGAUGGCUUGGCUUAUUUGACACUAGAUGCCGAUGUCAAAGAAGAUCUUGCUGAUAAUUCACUCGCUUUGAAAGCUCUCUUUAGUUUAUGUCAAUGUCAAGAUGCACAUGUUUUGUAUUCGUUAACAACAAUUUUUGUGAAUCUUACCAAUACGUAUGAUGUUCAUAAACCAGAUAAAGAAAUGACUGAAUUAGCAACGUAUGCUAAACAGCACAUUCCAAAAGAACAUCUAAAAGAUGAAAAGAGUUUUUUUGACGAACGCCGAAGAAAACUAGUCGAAGCAGGUGUCAUUCCGGUGUUAGUGCAAUUAUGUAAGCAUAAAAGUGAAAAUUGUCGAGAACAAAUCGCACGAGUAUUCCUUGGUCUUUGCGAGAAUGAAAAACAUCGGGGAGUUAUCGUUGCUGGCGGUGGCGCAAAAGCUUUAUUACCACUGGCUCUCGAAGGCACGCCUACUGGUAUAACCAAAGCCACGCAAGCAUUAGCAAAGAUUUGUAUUACAACAAAUCCAGAAAUCGCUUUUCCUGGCCAACGUAUGCUCGAACUUGUUCGGCCUAUUAUUAAACUUCUCAAACCUGACCGUACAGCUCUGGAAAAUUUCGAAGCUUUGUUGGCAUUGACGAAUCUAGCGAGUAUCGGCGAGAGCAUCAGACGACGAAUUUUGAAAGAAGAUGGUUUCUCCAACGUCGAGCAAUACAUGUUUGAAGAACAUCCCAUGUUGCGACGGGCAGCUACUGAAUGUAUGUGCAAUUUAGUUGUCCAAGAAGAAGUGGUAAAAUACUUUACAGCAGAAAAUGACCGAAUUAAAUUAUUGGUUUUAUUAUGUGGCGAAGAAGAUGAAUCGUUGAUAAGGGCAGCCUUGGGAACAUUAGCUGUUCUAUCGUCCCUACAAGCCGAUAUUGAAUGUAUCAAAGAUCUGAAUUUAGAAGAUGGCGAACGGCAACGGUUGAACAAUCUGAUCAAUGAAAAUCGAAUCAUUUGUCGAAAGAUACUUGAUGUCCAAUCAUUUGCCGAAAUAUUUAAACAUUUGUGUGCGUGUAAUAAUGCUGAUUUACAAUUUCGUGCUCUCUACAUUGUGCGCAACAUCGUCCAAGCGAACAAAGACCUCGCCACGCGAGUAGUUGAAACCGAUUUAAUGGACAUUUUAUUUGCAAUGAAAGAAAUAAAAGAUGAAACUCUAGUCAAUGAAAAGAAUCAAAAACUUGCUUCGGAUAUUGUUCAACUUUGUUUAAAAUAUGGUCUUAUCCAACGAAAUAAAGAUCAAACAAAAUGA